Molecule: messenger RNA, 1699 nt
Organism: Annulohypoxylon truncatum
Lineage: Eukaryota; Fungi; Ascomycota; Sordariomycetes; Xylariales; Hypoxylaceae
Exons: 2
Coding region: 462-1535 (357 amino acids)
Source: RefSeq, a predicted model, not a curated record
UGUGACUCUACUUUUCAUUAAGGACUAAUAUAUGAUUUUGAGAACUGGUAGAAGCUUGUGACUCAUCAAAAAAUGACAAAAAUGUGCUGCUUUUCAUGGAAGAGCUGACGCAAUAGCAAGAUCUAAAGGUACUUGUUGACUCACUGUAUAGUACUGUAUGAAUAUCUGGAUUUGAUCUUCAAGGUUGCUUGCAUAAUGACGGGCCUCGCAGGAUAUUGUUACCGUGAUCUAUUAUGGCCUAUGCUUUUUCUUCCUCGUGUCGGUACCCCACCUGUUCCUCGCUUUCCUCUUCUCCUCAAAACCACGUCAAAUCUCCAGUAUUCAUCUGGAUUCUGCGUUUACUGUAUAUUAGUAGGUAGCAUUUCUUUUAAGAACCCGUGAAGAGGCACUGGAAAAUACUGACGGUUAUUAUAACUCGAUUCUUUCCCAGCACAUCGUCCCUUUUGAAAGGGACCAACACCAUGGAGCUACCACAGAACGCCACAGUGAACAAGCCUCCCGAGGAAGAUCAAUCGGUUCAAGAGAUUCUGCGAAAGAUUGACGACAUCGUAGAAGGCACGUUUCGCAUGAACGAUGUAAUUGCGCAAUCACAAGGUGUCGUUGCUUUUGCUGGCAAUUCUGUCGACUCUCAAUCGGCACUACUCGAUAUGUUCAAAGAUGUGAUGAUUGCGAUUCAGAGGAAGGCGUCCAAGGCAGUCCAUGAAGUUGAAAUGAAGCUAGGCCCCAAUUUGCAGCUUAAGAAUAGCCAUGACAUUGCCGAAGCGUCAUUGGAGGACCUGGUCGGGGUUAACCCAAAAAGCCAAUCGAAUCAACUGCUAGGCCGAGCGCUCCUUGGUGGCAAGCAGAGUUACAAGCUUCGCGACCAUAUCUCUAUCAACCCGAGUCUUCGCCUGUUCGUCGACGACGAUACUGCCGGAUUAUCACAGGCGAACCCCCAAGACCCUUUUGUGAUCUUGCAACCUACAUUACGGAACGUGUGGGUGGUUCAGCACGCCUACGCAAGACUACAGAAUUAUAAGGAAAGGCUUAUCAGAGAGUAUCAAGCCUCAGUCGACCCUAGCCUUGGGUCGAGUCGCAAGUUUGCACGCGAGUACUACGAAGAUCUCAGUCUAGCAAACCUCCCGUCGAAGAACAAGCUCGGAAACUUACUUGAUGUCAAACGCUCUCCGGACAAUCAAGCCACCCACGACAUGAUGAUCGCUCUUCUAUUCACAACCCUUGAAGGCGACCCUCGGUUUGUAGAGGCGGUUACAGAGGAAGACGUCGGUCUGAAUGGGGAGGACGAUGGGAGUUCUUACUUGGUAAUCCCCGUUGCCGAAGCAAGCAUCAAGAUGUUGUAUGACACAUACAAAUCUCUCAGAAAAGCGACAUCAGAGCAACGCCGGGCAGCCAAAGACAAGGUGUUCGCAGCCAAUCUACCGGUAGAUGCGGUGGACGAGCUAGAGAAACAGUUCAACAUCGGCGGUAGCGAGAAUUCUGACCAGACAGGCGGCGGUAAUAGCAAGAAGCGUCGCAGGAUGCUAGAGGACGAAUGAAUUCGCCCAGGAGAUGCGAAUUGUGAACAAAAAGACUCGACGAGUUUCAGCGGUCCAACUCUGCCAACUCUCGUGCUCACCCACACACCUAACGCUUUGUCUCCAAUAGCAAAGAGUAAUAUGGGUUCGAAGACUUAGAUAUAACAUACAUAGCUUUGCCUUGC